Messenger RNA from Entrophospora sp. SA101, 501 nucleotides. Lineage: Eukaryota; Fungi; Glomeromycota; Glomeromycetes; Entrophosporales; Entrophosporaceae. The record is from the annotation of a GenBank genome assembly.
AUGAAAAGGAUUCCUUACCGCGUCAACUCACAAAACUCAUCGGUUGGACUUUGGUAUAUGACAAUGAUUGGAUUAUUGACAUUAAUGUAUCUGAUUUUCUAUCUAAUAAUUUUCAUAAUUGGUGAUAUGGUCCCGUUUCAUCCAAUCAGUAAUUCAAUAGAUUAUAUAUUGAGAAUCGGGGUGGUGUUGAUUUAUGGUGUGCCUCCGUUAAGUAAUAUAUUGAGGUAUCUCGAGAAAAAAUUUGUUGGGGACAAGUUUUCUAUUUUUGAAGAAUUUGAAGGUGUUUAUUAUAGUAAACACAAUAGUAGUAUUAGUUUUAAUAACUAUCAUCAUAAUAGUAAACAUAAUAGCAUUAAUGUUAUGCGCAAUAGCCAUAUCAGUCAUAAUAGUUAUAAUGCUAUGCGUAGUAGUUAUAAUAGUGCUAUUAAUAUUGUUACAAGUAAUAAUAAUAGUAUUAAUGGUUGUGAUAUAGUAGAAAAGAAAGUGAUAGAAAAAGGAUAA